GGAUGUGCUUCAGGAUCGGGGCAGGACGCUGUGAGUCCAAAUUUGCUCUGACGCUGAGUCGUGCGCUGCUCAGGCCGGGCCGGGCCCACAGCCCGGCCCACACUGCGGGAUAGUCGACACCCAGCUUGGCACCUGGCUACACCUGGAGGAGACCAUGGAACAGCAAGAUGAAGAGUCCCUGGAGUCUCCGCAGGCCUGUGUGGAGAACUUUGUUCUACCCCAAGAGAUGAUCAUCGAAGUGGGGGGAGAAGAUGCUGGGUCACUGGACGUCAAGCCUCAGGAAAGCGCAGACUUCAAGAUUGUGACUGUGGACCUCACUGAGGAGGAACAGAGCACCUGGCACAACCCCCAGAGAACCCCAGAGAGAAGUGUGAUCCUUGAGGGCCACAGGGACCUGUGGGACUUGCCAUCUGUGCAUGGGAUAGAAGAAACCACCUCAAAGCAGACUGUCUUUGAUGAAGAAACAUCCCAUGGAGUGAAGACAGAGGGGUUGGCAAGAGAAGAUCCUUGGCUCUCUUCCUGUGAAGAAGUGUGUGCAUCCAAGGAGCAGCUGGAAAAGAAACAAGAAAAGCAAGAGGAAGCAGCCUUUACCCAAGGGAGAGCUGGCACUCCUGGAACGGUCUGCAGGAGUGAUGAAUUUGGCAGGAUUUCGUUCCCCUUGAUGCCAGUCAGAAACCAUUUCCAUAAACAGGCAGCACAUGUUAAAAAGUUACAUGGCGGCACUGUUGCAAACAGUCUUCAGAAGGUCAGCGAUGGUGCAGAUCUCUCCAAAGAGGAAAAUUGUGCAAAUGUCUCUCCAAGCUUUCAUCUCGCUCAGUUUACAAGAACCCCAAAAGGAGAUAAAGCCUGUGAAUUGAAUGGUCGUGUUCCAUCUUUUGGCGGUGGCACACCCCUAAAUCUACAGGAAAAGGUUCGUGUAGAAGGUAAAACCUUUGGCUUUAAAGGGCGCGGACAAGUUUUGAGCCAAAAUGUACCCUUAAAUGAACAACAGAGGAUUCUUGAGGGCCAGGAGAAAUGCAGUAAAACCGCCCCGAGUCCAUCUCUUCCUCAGAACAUGAGAAACUGCUCUGACGAGAAACGUUUUGAAUGUAAGUAUUGUGGCAAGUCCUUCAGCUGGAGUUCACAUCUCAUUGCCCACCAAAGAACUCAUACGGGGGAGAAACCGUACAAAUGCAACCUGUGUGGGAAGUUCUUCACCCGGAGCUCACACGUUGUUUCCCAUCAGAGAAUCCAUACUGGAGAGAAACCAUACAGAUGCAAUCUGUGUGGGAAAUCUUUUACCCAGAGGUAUGUUCUUGUGGUGCAUCAAAGAACUCAUACUGGUGAACGGCCUUAUGAAUGCAACCAGUGUGGGAAGUCUUUCAGGCAAAGCUACAAACUUAUUGCACAUCAAAGAACUCAUACCGGAGAGAAGCCCUACGAAUGCACUCAGUGUGGGAAAUCAUUCAUCCAGAGUUAUAAACUCAUCGCACAUCAGAAAAUCCAUUCUGGAGAAAAGCCCUAUGAAUGCAGUCACUGUGGGAAGUCCUUCAGCCAAAGCUAUAAGCUUGUCGCACAUCAGAGGACCCACACGGGAGAAAAGCCUUUUGAGUGCAAUUACUGUGGGAAGUCGUUCAGCUGGAGCUCUCAGCUGGUGUCACAUCAGCGAACACACACGGGAGAGAAACCUUAUGAGUGUAGUGAGUGUGGGAAAUCUUUCAACCGCAGCUCACAUCUUGUCAUGCAUCAGAGAACUCACACUGGAGAAAAGCCGUAUCAGUGCAAGCAGUGUGGGAAGUCCUUCAGUCAGAGCUAUGUUCUGGUCGUUCAUCAGCGGACACACACUGGAGAGAAGCCUUACGAGUGCAGCCAGUGUGGGAAGACCUUCAGGCAGAGCUCCUGCUUCACUCAGCACCAGCGAACCCACACUGGAGAGAAGCCUUACGAGUGUAACCAGUGCGGGAAGACCUUCAGCCUGAGCGCUCGGCUUAUUGUCCACCAGCGAACUCACACCGGGGAGAAACCGUACAAGUGUAGCCAGUGUGGCAAAGCGUUUAUUAGCAGUUCUAAGCGCAGUAGGCACCAGGCCACUCACAGCGAUGAGUCUUGUAAGUCCUGACUAGGUGGGAGCCCGAGUUUGAGUCCACUCCUCUCAGUCCAGCCCUCUCUGUUGUCCCCAGGGGAAGAAGGCACACAGGCCCUUUUGGUACCCCUGUGUUGCUGGUAGAGAGGAGUAAGGCCUUUCCUCUGACAGGCCAGGGUAAGAGGCCCCUGGAGAAGAGAAACUGACACCAGCCGAGGUGCUUUCUAGCGCAGCUCUGUGCGGCAGCAUCCUUAAACUGGUCUCAGAAGGAGGCUACCUACUGCCUGGCAGGAGUGCCUUCCCACAGCACUCGAGAAGGCAGAAUCUAGACCCAGAGGAGGUGAAUUUAGAUCAAGUAUCGUAAGCUUAGUUCAUAUGCCCUCUUGUUUGAGAGUCCUAGGCUGGGCCCUGAGACACAGCUUCUCUCUUGUAAAGCUGACACUCUGUAAGUUUAGCUCAGAAGGUGGCCACUGUGAGGAAGCAGUCCCAUCUUCCUGUCUCUUGCCCUUUGUUCUACCGGCUCACUGAGCCAUGUCCUCCCACCUCGUCUGUCCACCCAGAAUCCCCACGCCUAUUUACUGCAGGCAGAUGUGCUUUUCAGUCCCUCCUUUAUGCAGGCUCCAGUCAUAGCCCAGCUGGAAAUCGCACUCUGUGUACCCUCCGGUCAUGUGGCAGGAGCUGCUUUUCUAUCGCAAGAAGCUUUGCUCUUCUGCCCCCUAUCUAGUCGUUCCUUUCAAUCUAGAGACAGCAUAGGAGCCACUGUCUCAGAGUUACAAGUGGCCAUUGAGUUUUCAGGGCCCUAGUCCUCUGAGCUAAGCUCAUCUGAGCCAAGAAAUAGGCUCCCUUGCUCUCAAAGCUCCCCACAGCAUUGCCAUGUAUGCUGACCAUAAGCUGUGUAGUUUAGGAAAUUUACAAGCAGAGUCAGGCUUAGACCAGCAUGGAAGUAGUGAGACUGAGUCAAGACGAUUGUGAGUUCAAGAGCAGCCCGCACUAUGUAGCAAGACUAUCUCAAAGAAGAAAAAACAAACUUCCCCUGUGUGUGCUCCUGAAAACAAUAAAUUUUGCUACUUUUUCCAUAAAGUAAGCAAUCAGUUCUGAAUUUCAGAUAAACUAAAUCUAAAAUUGAUGGCUGUUCCCAAAAAGUCUGAAAUGCUGACUGGUGGGUGUGCUGUGGUGACUUAUAGGUUGUGGUUUUUAUAACUUAAUAUUGGAAAACAAUAUUUUACUGUCAACCUGCAUAAUUGUCCCGAUUGUUAGUUUGUAAUCUGCUUUGUACACUUCUGUUACAGUGAAUAUUUUCUAUUACUAAGGUAAAGUUACUGAUAUGAAAUGAAAUACUUGACAAGAGUAUAGAGAAUCUCUGGAACUGCCUUCAAAAAUAUUUGUGUAUAGGUUGAAGUUGAAAAGGGAUCAUGGAUCUAUUUAUUUAAUAUGUUGCUUAUGUUGUCAUCUUUUGGAGAUGCAUGUUGUACUACAACAAAUGGUACAAAGAAUAAAAAAUGACCAGAAGCAGAAAACAAAACAAAACAUCUCUCUUGUUUGAGCAUUUAAAGAAUGGCUAACCAUAUGCCCCGUGGGCUUAAGGUUUCCAUUGAGCUCCACCUGAGCCAGUCGCUCCCUUGCGCUCAGACUCUGGGAUGUUCCAGAUGAAAGUCUUGCCCUGGCGAGGAGAAUUUCCACUAGCAAGCAUCUUGUUUGAGGACUGAGGGCCUGGGUAAUGCAGGUGGGCUUGUCCACUUGUGUUUCCAUGGAAUGUUAAGGAACAUUCCCAAUGAUGCUGCUGGCCCUUUCCAUGGUAUUGUGCCCCUGGGUAUCCUGUAAUAGUUUUCAGAGUGAGGGAAUGGGGGAUGGGGAGAUGGCUCAGUGAGGAGGAGCACUUGCUAUUCUUGCUGGAUUCAGUUCUCAGCAGCCACAUUGUGCCUCACAACCAUGCAUAACUGCAGUUUUAGGGGGCCAGCACCCUUUUCUGACCUUCCUGGGCACCAGGUACACACGUGGUACACAGACUUACAUGCGAUCAAAACACACACAUAAAAAAUAAAUCCAGGAAUGAAUUUUUCAGGUAAGCUUUGUAGCUACCACUUGAGGUGUUUUCCUCUUGUUUAUUCAUUAUUUAUUUAUUGUUAUAAUUGCACGUGCCUUUGUGCACAUGAGUUAUAGGGCAACUUCAUUUUUUAUUUUUGUUUUUGGUUUCUCAAGACAAGGUUUCUGUAUGUGGCCUUGGCUGUCCUUGAACUUGCUCUGUAGACAAGGCUGACCUCAAAAUCAGAGAUCCACCUGCCUCUGCUUUCCUAGUGCUGGAUUAAAUGUGUGCACUACCACCUCCCAAGAACAACUAACUUAAUCUCAAAGGAAGUUGGUUUUCUUUCCAUCAUAUGCAUUCUGGGGAUCAAACUCAGGCCAUUGAACUUUGUGACAAGUACCUUUACCAAAAUGAACUGUCAAAGUGACCCUUGGUUUCUAAAGAUUU
Molecule: messenger RNA, 4532 nt
Organism: Chionomys nivalis (European snow vole)
Lineage: Eukaryota; Metazoa; Chordata; Mammalia; Rodentia; Cricetidae
Gene: Znf180
Product: zinc finger protein 180
Exons: 5
Coding region: 155-2098 (647 amino acids)
Biological process (GO): negative regulation of transcription by RNA polymerase II
Molecular function (GO): DNA-binding transcription repressor activity, RNA polymerase II-specific; RNA polymerase II cis-regulatory region sequence-specific DNA binding
Source: RefSeq, a predicted model, not a curated record